UUUUUUUUUUUUUUGUUAGCAUAAUUUUUUAUGUACAGCAGCGACAUCACAGAACCAAAGACACCAACAGAAAGCUUUGUCGUGUUUGGUACAGCUUUCCCAGAACAAACAGAAAGAGAUCGCAGAGCUGGAAGAGCUGAUGCUGGUCAAUUUGUUCCUGUUUGGAAACAAGAGGCAAGAGACGAAAAGGGACGUCGAAGGUUUCACGGUGCAUUCACUGGAGGCUUUUCUGCUGGUUAUUUCAACACGGUUGGAUCUAAAGAAGGCUGGGAACCCACCAAUUUCGUUUCUUCUCGCAAUGCACGUAAUGAAAGAAAAGAAGCUAGACCUGAGGAUUUUAUGGACGAAGAGGAUUUACAAGAUUUGGCAGGCACUCGUAAGCUUGUAGCAACAGAAGAGUUUGAUAUACUAGGAGGGACCGAACGAGAGCUGGCAGCACGACGAAAACAACAGCAGGAAGAAGACGAAAAAAGAGGAAGUGAGUUGGGAAUCAUUGGAAGUAGCUUAAUCGACAUGUUUGGUCCAUCCAGAGAUCCAAUAGGCGUUCGAUUACUACGCAAAAUGGGCUGGCGUCCAGGACAAGGCAUCGGCCCAAGGUUGGCUAAGCGGCCAAAGGAAGGAAUGGAGGGGGAUGAGGAUGAGGACGAUGAAUUACUGAAUGAUAUUACCUUUGCUCCUCGUGAUACCCCUAUUCAAAGCUUUCAGAUCAAAAGAGAUACAUACGGCCUAGGCUUUGACUUGGCGACAUCUGUGCCAGAAAUUGCUGAAAUGAAAAGAUUGCGUGAACUGGCAAAGAAAAAUGAAGAAGAAGAGAAUAAGAAACGCUCAACGUUUGGUAUCUUUGACAAAAACACGACUGGAGACGCAUUUGGACUAGGUGCGUUUGAAGAAGAGGAAGAUGAAGAGGAUAUUUAUGGAGAUAGGUCAGCAAGAAACUAUCAUAGAGUGCUUUAUGAUGAUGAAGGUGGUAUGACGAGAGAUGAACUCAAAGCACAAGAAAGAAAGCGUAAAAGAGAACAGGAGGAGGAUCAUUACCGGGAAUUGAACAAGACUAGAUGCUCUGAUGGAAGACCACCGUUGAAAGGGUUUCAUGUAUCUCAACAGAACCAACAGAUUGGUAAAUGGUAUCCACCUCCAGUUGUUCCAUCUGACUUCUCGGGUCAACAUGCGCCACUGGAAGAUUCGGUAAAAUCAAUGGACGUCAAUAAAGAGAGUGUAUUUUCAUUUGAAGAAAGAGGAUUAGCGCUUGGAGAAAAGCCAAUCGAGCAUCGUUCUGUCUUUGACUAUAUCCCAAAACACUCCAAGGACAGACUUGAUCAAGCCAUUCGAUUCUUUGUAGAUAGUGGAAAAGAUAAAUCUCAACUUUCUGACUUUCCUUCUGUGCCAAAGGAUGUCGCCCUAUUAGCUUUGAAAGGAUUCAUGCCGUUUGGUGAUAAUCCAAAGAAACAAGAAAGAUACCGAAAUUACUUAGAAAAUCAUGCAGGUAUGCUCACAGAGGAUGGAAUCCCGAAAAAGGUACUGCCUAUCCCUGAGGGUUUGACAUAUGAUGCUGCUAUGAAGGAAAUGGACGAGUUUGCAAAGGCUGCUAGAAUAUUUAGGCCCAUCAGUGCUAUGAUGAGUGGUCGAUUUACAUCAGCAUCAGACGCAGCUAAAAAUGUCGAAGUGGUCUCUUUUGAAGGCGGAUUAAAGACUGAAGAACAAUAUCGCAAAGAAAAGGAAGAAAGAGCAAAGGCAGUACCCGAGCCUGAAAAGAAACAGCCAACACAAGAAGCAGAAGCGGCAGCAAUGAAAAUGUUUGGCGCUCUUACUCGUACAGUAAAGCCAUUUUAUCCUAGUAGACUUGUCUGCAAGCGAUUUAAUGUUCCUAAUCCACAUCCAAAUGUUACUGCAUCUACUGAUACGGCAGCUGGUCGAUCUCAAGCUGGAUCCAAAGAAGCGCUUAGUAAAGAAGCGAUGGAAGCAAUGCUGAACGAAAGAAUGCCAUUAACAUUUACCUCUGCCGAAACAUCUGAUGAUCCUUUACUGAAAUCAGUCAUACCAAAACCUUCAGAAAGAGCAUCAUCAUCAGAUGACAGUAAAGCGCCAACGACUGGUAUUACCCAGGAGAUCGCUGCCAGCAAUAAUGCAGGACAAGAACAACCAGGUGAAAAUGGAUUACAAGACGACAAAGAUUUGGACUAUGAGCGACCCUCCAUGGAUAUUUUUAAAGCAAUUUUCGAAGACACAGAUUCUGAAGAUGAAGAGCAAGAAAAGGAAAAGGAAGAGGAAACAUCUCUCAUAGUGAGUCGACAGGAGAGUAGUGAUGAUGAAGUGAUCGGACCAUUACCCCCUCCAAAGGCACCUACGGCCGAGAUACCUAUUCAAACAAACAAUAAGCCUGAGCUAACAACAGAGAUCUUUAGACCCAUGUUCAAGCGAGCCUCCGAAAGACGUGAGCAAGGUACGACAUCAUUGCCAAAUAUUGUCUCUGAAGAGAAAGUGGUUCAACCAUUCAAACCGAGAUCGACAGCGAGCAAGCGUCGUCGUGUGUCUGUAUCUGAAAGCUCUGACGAAGAAAGCAAAAAGUCACCGGAUGAACGAUCUACUUCACAUCAAGAGCACAGAAGUAGUCGAUCACACAGAUCAAGAAGAAGUAGUCCAGAUAGUAGUAGUAGACACAGUCAUAAGCGAAGCAGAAGUCGAGAAAGAAAGCACAAGAGCAGUCGUAAGAGGAGUAGAAGCCGCGACAGAAAGAGUAAAAAGCAUAAAAGCGAGAAGCAUAGAUCACGUAAGCAUAAGCAUCAUACAGAGGAAGAUGAUUAUGAGGAAUUGUGGGUUGAGAAAGAACCAGUCUUGAGCUAUAGAAGCAAUGAAAGCAGCGAUGGUCGAAGAAGAGAAGGACGCUUACGUGCUGCAGAUUUAUGGUGAUAACUUAAAUUUAUUUAAUAAAAAGAUAAACUACUACUUCUAAUAUUAUUUGGCCGCUGUCUUGAGCUGAAGACCAUGCAUUCCCUUGAUUUCUUCUUUCAGUACUUCAUUAACCAUUCUAUGCUGUUUAACAAUGCUCAUUCCUUCGAAUUUUUUAGAUGCAAUAUUAAUAGCGUACAUAGAUCCACAGCCCCCUGAAACAUCGGCCACUUGCAGUUUGUGGGGAGUGAGUGCUUCAGAAAGCUUUGUGUAAAUAUGCUUUUCGCCUGCACUUAAGCCUUCCAAGGCGUCUGCCUGUGUUGAAUACAAUGCACGACGAAUGAGAGUUGAACGCACAAAGUUUGAAAGCAUCUUUA
This is a messenger RNA of Rhizopus microsporus ATCC 52813, 3263 nucleotides long. RefSeq lists its product as uncharacterized. Lineage: Eukaryota; Fungi; Mucoromycota; Mucoromycetes; Mucorales; Rhizopodaceae. Gene Ontology annotation, biological process: mRNA processing. Gene Ontology annotation, molecular function: RNA binding. The transcript is spliced from 7 exons. The record is from RefSeq and is a predicted model, not a curated record. Bases 31 to 2907 code for a protein of 958 amino acids. Gene Ontology annotation, cellular component: nucleus.